AUGGCGCCAGGCUCGCAUUCUACAGCGAACUUGACCCAUGCCACCGAUUCUGCGUCCCUCCUUCCUCCUGUCGCUGCAAGACCAGCAACGUCGCUCGACAAUUCUGUCUACCACAGCCUGACCAGCGUCCUCGAAUUCGCAGACCAGGACCAGCUCUUCUGGUGGACCGAAACCGCGUCGAUCGUGGCAAAGCUCAUGGAGAGCGCCGGCUACGACGUCGAGUCUCAGCGUCGCUAUCUCCUCCUCUAUCACGCGCAUAUCCUCGCCGCGCUGGGCCCAAAACAAACCCCCUGCCCCAGCGACAGAUCUGCGAGCAGUCCCUGGAAAAGCUUCAUGACAGACGACCACACGCCCAUCGAGAUCAGCUGGAACCUGGGCGCGAAUCGGUCCGUCGUUCGACUGAGCAUCGAGCCCAUCGGCCCUUUUGCAGGAACCUCAUUCGAUCCGUUCAAUCAGCGACCAGCCCUCGAGCUCCUGCAACAGCUACCUGGCAUCGACCUCCAGUUAUUCUACUAUUUUAGAGACUGGUUCUUCAUCGACGACGACGAUGUUGACGACGUUCUGAAAAGACGACCUGCUGGCGAGCACUCAUCCCAGCUGUUUGUGGCGUUUGAUUUCGACGGCGGAAAGGUAACGACGAAGGCCUACAUUUUUCCCCUUCUUAAAGCUCUGGAAACGGGGAUACCUGUUCUGGAUCUGGUGUCGACGGCGAUCCGCAACCUCGAUGAGCCGGCACUUUCCGUGUCGCCAGGGUGGAACGUCUUGGAGGAUUUCAUCCGUUCGUGCCCGAUUGCGUCUCGACCCAAGUUGGAAUUCAUCGCCAUUGACUGCGUAGCUCCAGAGAAGUCGCGGAUCAAGAUCUACGUCCGGACACCUCACACGGCGUUGGAGAAGGUCAAGGACGUCUUUACGCUGGGCGGUAGACUCAACGACCAGACGAUCCAGACUGCGCUUGGCAUGCUGGAAGAGCUGUGGCGUCUCGUUCUGGAUCUGCCGGAUGGCCUGCGUGAUUCGGACGAGUUGCAUCCACGGGACGAAAACAGCGCUGGCCAUCGCACCUCAGGCGUCCUGUUCAAUUUCGAAAUCAAGCCCGGGGCCGCGCUUCCAGAACCGAAGCUGUACAUCCCAGUCCGCCACUACGCUCGUAGCGAUCUCGACAUUGCGCGUGGCUUGACGGCGUUUUUCCGUCGUCGAGGCUGGACCAGUCUGGCGGAGACGUAUACAGACACGCUGAAGGAAACGUUUCCACACCAUCCCCUUGCCGAGUCGACGAGCACGCAUACCUACAUCGUCUUUGCAUUCAAGAAGACGACGGGUGUCUACCUGACGGCCUACUACAACCCGCAAGUCUACGCCAGACCGAAGCCAUCAGAGAAGCUGGAAUGGACGAAAGACCGCCUUAGGGGUCACAGGCUCUGA
Messenger RNA from Rasamsonia emersonii CBS 393.64, 1419 nucleotides. RefSeq names its product 7-dimethylallyltryptophan synthase. The coding region runs from base 1 to 1419 and encodes 472 amino acids. The record is from RefSeq and is a predicted model, not a curated record. Gene Ontology annotation, biological process: alkaloid metabolic process. The transcript is spliced from 2 exons. Lineage: Eukaryota; Fungi; Ascomycota; Eurotiomycetes; Eurotiales; Trichocomaceae. Gene Ontology annotation, molecular function: transferase activity, transferring alkyl or aryl (other than methyl) groups.